UGGCUGCAGUUGUCAUGGAAAUGCCAGAAGUCCCUCGGCUCCCGAUACGGUUACCAUGGAAAUGCCGCUUGGAGAUGGUAAGAUAGGUCCUCGGGAGAAGCGCGAGUUUGUUCAGCACCUUGGACAGCAGUGGUGCGACCGUCGGUCCGCCUUUCUGCCAGAGUCGAUACUGUAUGCUCAUUGUGAUCGGGGAACAUUCAACGGAUCUUCAGCUUGAUUUAGUGAAAGAACACAUUAAACGGGGGAUCCUUUCAUGGGAAAUUGAUCUGACCAUCUGGGACUUGAACAGGGAACUACAGCUCUUCGAAACAAAACAUGCCCAAUUCUCUUCAGAUGUGAAAGGUCAGAGAGGAUCACAAUACAAUAGUGAUGUGCUUGAUACUGUUGUAUUAGUAAAUCCAUCCGAGGAGAAUAUUGCUAUAGAGAUCAGAACACUGCUCUGUGACUCAGCAGGACAUAAGUUGUUGGUCUUAAGUGGGCAGAGUACUGGACGAAUUCCAGAGGGUGGUGAUAUUAUCCUGAAAAGUGGAGUGUUUGGUUGGAAAAACUGCUCUGACAUUAUCUCAAGUCAUUGGAUUAAAGAUCUCUUAAACCAGCCACCUGCAGGUCAGCAGACUGCAAGUUUGACUGUGUCCUGUAAAGGAGAGGGGGGCUGGAGCUCCCUAGGGUACAUACAGGAGCAGAAGUUAUUGGUGUCCAGACUGAACCCUGAGCCUGUGCUGCCUACGAUGGAAGGUGUGACAGAGUUAACAGAAUAUGUCUCUGAGACAGUGGAUGUGACCUCUCCUUUUGAGCUCCUGGAAGCACCAACCUCAGGAGGGUUCCUCAAGUUGUCCAAGCCAUGCUGCUAUAUCUUUCCUGGUGGACGGGGAGACUCUGCUUUGUUCGCAGUCAAUGGCUUUAAUAUUUUAAUAGAUGGUGGGUCAGACCGAAAGUCUUGCUUCUGGAAGCUGGUCAGACAUUUGGAUAGGAUAGAUUCUGUUCUCCUUACCCAUAUAGGAGCAGAUAAUAUGCCUGGCAUAAAUGGACUGUUACAGAGAAAAAUUGCAGAGCAGGAAGAAGAGAAGACACAUAAUUCAAAUGCCUAUGGAGACUGGAUGAAAAACCUAAUCUCACCAGAGCUUGGUGUUGUGUUCUUUAAUGUUCCUGAGAAGCUAAAACUGCCUGAAACAGCACUUAAAGCGAAGAGGAGCAUUGAGGAGGCCUCUCUCACACUGCAAUACCUUCAGAAACUGGGCAUCAAACCUGAGCCUUUGUACAGAGUUGUGAGCAACACGAUUGAGCCUUUAACACUCUUUCACAAGUUGGGUGUUGGCAAAUUAGACAUGUAUAUUCUAAACCCCCUCAAAGACAGUAAGGAAAUGCAAUUCUUUAUGCAGAAGUGGGCUGGUAACAGUAAAGCAAAGACUGGUAUCGUCCUGGAAAAUGGCAAAGAGGGUGAGAUUUCUGUACCUUACCUCACAUCAGUAACUGCUUUGGUUGUGUGGGUGCCUGCAAGUCCAACUGAGAAGAUUGUGAGGGUACUGUUUCCUGGAAAUGCCCCACAAAACAAAAUAUUUGAGGGCCUGGAAAAGCUGAGGCAUCUCGAUUUCUUGCGAUAUCCAGUAGCCACUCAAAAGGAAAUGUCAUCUGGAGCUCCACCUCCACUGAUAAAACAAACUAAAAUGAAGCUGAGAACUGAUAGCAAAGAAAGUUUGAAGUCGUCACCCAAAAUGUCUUCCACAACAAAAGCAAGCAAGAAAGAGGCAAAUGAAGACAUUGAGUCCAAGAGUGACUCUAUAAAGGAAAACAAAAUUGAAAAGAAAGAGAAGAAAAUAAAAGAGAGUGUCAAAGCACCAAAACCACUGAAACCCAAGACAGCAUCACCUGAUUCAGUUAAACAAGAGAAAAAGAAACUCCAGAGAGAAAAAUCUCCUAAAAAACAUAUCAAGGACAAGGCUUCCAAGAUGGAGGAAAAUAAAGAUCAAGAAAAGAAAGACACAAAGAAAGAAAAGAUAGAUGUAAAGAAAGAGGACUUAGUUAAAAAAGAACCCAAAAUUAAGGAGGAGAAGAAAAAGGAAAAAGAAAAAAUUAAGUCAGAGUUGAGGAAAAUCACUAAACCUGACUUAAAGCCCUUUACCCCUGAGGUCAGGAAGACUCUGAACAAAGCAAAGGUUCAGGUAAAGCCUAAAGCAGAAAAAACAAAAGCUGCAAAAGAGCAAGAAAACAGGCCAGCUGCUAAGAAAGCUUCAGUAGAGAAACAGGAGAGUGACAGGUCUUUAGUCUCCUCCCCAGAGGAUCUUACCAAGGAUUUUGAAGCCUUGCGACUGGAAGAGGGGCUUUCCAGGACUGCAGAGAGUAAAAUACACUCAAGUCUGCAGUCGUCAGUGGACACUAUUGUCCCUCACAUUGUAUCUCCUGAUGAGGGAAUAACUACAAUGGAUGUUGAAAUCGAGUCCUCUCAUGAGGAGAGGGUACCCUAUGGAGAAACAACAAGUAAAUCCCACUUUAAAACUGCUGAUGAACUUGAGAAUGAAGGUGCUGCUACAGAAGAUGACAUAGAGGAUUACUAUUCUGCAAAGCUAAAAAGUGCUAAAACAUCUAACUUCGUUGAGAAGGUAGAUGAUAAAAAAUGCCAAGACAAGGUAAAAGAGGAAGAGAUGGAGUUUCAAAUGAAACCGAAAAAGAGUGACAGUGAAGAGGAUGAGGAUGUGGUUGAGAAAGCAGAGCUAGAAGAAGCUGAGGAUAUAGUACAUGAGGAGGAGCUCAAGUACAAAUCAGAUGAGGCUAAGAAAGAGAAACUCAUAAAGGACCUGGAGACAAAACAAAGUGACAUUAAAUCUGCCAAACCUGGGGUAGCUGCAGAUCACAUUUCUUUCAUUCAACAUGAGACCAUUCCAGUUUACUCUGAGAUGGAGCAGACCAUCUCAGAUGAAGAGAUUAAUGAGGAGACAGAGGAAAGUAUCCCACUGUGUCCAAUAUAUCUCCAAUAUGAUGUUGGCUCUUACGACAUCUCCGUUCCUGAUGAACCAGGGACCUUUGACACCCUCCAUGGCAUGAAACCACCAACCAUAUCUGUCUCCUCUGAGUUCUCAUCUAAGGGAUUUGCAGUAGAUCAGGAGCCAGUGUUGUCAGCUUAUGCAACCAAUAUAAUAGCAGCUCCAUUGGCUGAAGAAGAGCAUAUAUCUUCAGCCACUUCCAUCACUGAAUAUGACAAAUUAUCAUCCUUUGCGACAUCUGUUAAUGAAGAUCAGUCUGUAGCAUCUGUGACCGCACCACCCACUGAAGAAGCAGGAAAAAGCUCUUUACUCUUGGAUACUGUAAAUAGUAUACCAUUGUCCAUACAGACAGAUGCAACUCAAGGAAAGGAGUACCUUCACUCUGCAGGAACUAUUUCUCCAACUUCUUCUUUAGAAGAGGACAAAUGUUUCAAAUCACCUCCAUCAGAGGAAUAUCAAACAACUGUGCCAGAAAUGGAAACUACUAGGAAGGCUACCACUCACACAAAUUAUGAGGAUGAAGAGGAUGAAGAAGAGGAUGAGGAUCAGACACCAAAUGUUGACAUGCCACUUGGAAAGCUCCAUGAGGGUUAUGCAUCUGCUGCCAUGGCCCAAGACAGGGAAAAAUCUUCAGAUAAUGCUUCUUCAUCAAUGAUCCCUCUUUCUUCUCCUGUGAUGUAUGAUUGCACAGAAGAAAAAGAUGAAAAGUUACUUACACUCUCUAAGGAUGAACCUAAAUUAGCGUCCCCCUACAAAAGCUUGUCCUUCUCACCAAAUUUGCCUUGCACCUCAGAGAAAAGUCAUAUCUCAGAGAGUGAGGAAAGAUGUCUCAGCCCAGAUGACAGCACUAUGAGAUUUGCCUCACCCACACAAUCAGGGCCUACCAGUGGUAGCUACUCUCCAACUGAGGAGAGGACACAAAAGCCACUGAUGAUGGACAAAGAGGAAAAACAAGACAAAGACACUUUUGACUCUCAGAUAUAUUUUACCCAAGAUGCUCCUGCUGACAAAAUGUUGGUGAAAAUAAUUGAUAAUGAAGUGGACCCUUUCAAAAAUGGAUUCUCCAGCACUAAGGGACCAAUAUAUGACUCGGAUGAAGAGGAUGACGAGAAAGAUGAUGAUGAUUAUGAAAAGGGAAGCUAUAAAGAGUGUAGUAAAACUAAAUACAAAGAGGAGAGGGAAAGCACAUUUCUUGAUGAGGAAUACACCUAUGAGGCAACACCCUCAAAGGAAGUGAAACUCUUUGGAAAUGAAAAAGAAGGUCUGGAUAAAGAAGAUAAACCACAAAAUGUGACUUACUUGGGCCAAGAGGACGAAUCCCAGAUGCUCAGCUCAGGAGAAGAAGAAGAAAGUGAAACUGAGGAUGGUACUUACUCGAGCGUUAAAGGACCCCAGGACAAGUUAGAUUCCAUGUCAGCAGGCCAGGGCAAAAAAGAUGCAUCAUUCUCAGAGGUAGAUGACCCAAAAGUGAUCUCUAAAGACAGUGAUAAAAGUGUUCACUUCAGCUUGUAUUCCUUCCCUGAGAGUGAGAAAGGCCUCAAAGGGGAAUUUGAGAGGGUUGUUAGGCAAGAUACACCUUAUGUUGGAAAGAGCUUUACCUACUCUGAUGCAUAUGACAGUAAAAUGAGUUCAGUGGAUUCAUACUCUCCCAGUCUGCCAGCUGACCACACAUUUAAUGAUACUGAUAUUGCUCUAAAGAAAACAGAGAAAGUGGACUGCCUGGAUUCUUCCACAGGCAAGAUUUCUGACUUUAAAGAAUCACAUGAAAUGGAAAUGCCAUCAGCUUCUUAUAGUGAAACACAAAAUAUCUAUGGGGCAUCACAGUUUAAGGACAUGUCAGAAGAAUCUGAGAAAAUAAAUAAGGUUGAAAAGGAGACAUCUGAGAAAACCUCCCAUUCUGUUCCAACAGAGAGAGACCCCUGGUCAGUUCAGUUAAAAAAGCCUGAUUUUAGUGGGAUGGCUGAGGUUGGGGCAGCACAAUCGGGCCAUUAUACAGAUGACAGAGUCAUUUCUGAUUUCAGUGUCAAAAGUCCCACUUCUGUAGUGGGCCAAUCUGCAGUUAGCACAAAAGAAUUCUUGGCUGCAGACAUAAGGAUGUUUGCCGAUGGAGAGGAUGAAGAUGAUGAUGAGGAAGAAGAAGAUGAUGAGGAUGAGUUGGAGGAUGGAGAGAAUGCAAGUGAUAGUGACAUUGAGAAAGGUUCUAAAGACAGACCAGAGAAAGAUUUCCAGAGCGUAUUGAGUAGUGCCACCAGCACAGUGCCUACUCAAUUUGAGGAUGAAAAGAAAGAGACCAUUUCAAAUGGCCACAGCUUUGGCUUCCACACUAAUGGCAAACCUCUCGGUUCAUCAACAUUUGAAUCCACUAUAAGCCAUGAGGGCCCCAAGGACUCAAUGCAAACUGUGAAAGGUAAUGCCUCAUCUUUGCCUGCUGAAGGCCACAUUAUGGGCACCUCUGGAUUUGAACGAUCUUCCAGUGAGGAGAAUGAUGAGCAUGUAGGAAAGGAUGAGAAAGAUGUUCAGUCAUAUCUACCACUAUCAACAAGGUCUGUUGAUAACUAUGAUAGCAAAGAUGUUGAGUUUGACAAACAAAAAACACCAGAUAAAGUGAAGAAAAUAACAGGAGACUCUGUUUCAUUGGGUUUCAGUUAUACAACGUCAGCCACAUUAUAUUCCUCUUCCUCUUCUUACAGUCAUUCCUCUUCAGCCUCUGCAUCUCUGUCCACUAGCCGCCAGCUUGGAGAUGAGGUUGUGACUCCAGCCAGCACUGGAUUUGAAUACUCAUCUUUCAAAGAUGAACAUUCACCAGUAAUUGAUUCACCCUUCUCCAGUUCUGGUGGGCAGAUAAAGGACGAAUAUUUAGAAGUGUCAGAGAAGUUUACACCUGCAACCACAACAGCUGAAUCCACAUCAAGCCUUGCGAGAUUCUCACCAUUAUCACCCUUUGAAGAAAUCAAACCUUUCCCUCCUCACACUGGUGCUUGUAUAGGUUAUAAGAAAGAUCCUGUUAGCACUGCAAGCAAUAUUUCAGACCAAGGACCACAGAGUCAAUGCUUUUACAAGCCAGAGUGGGAAGAUGACUCAAGAUUACAAGAUGAAAUUGGUGCAACUGGACCGUAUUCCUCUCUUUCACAGUCCACACCAAAGGACUCCAUGCCUGAAGGUCUAUACGGUGCUUCAUCAACACUUCAGUAUGAGUGCCCUGAAAAACAGUACUAUGAAGACACUGAGAGUAGCGAAGAGGAAGAGGAUCAUAUGUAUGAAACUGAACUGGAUAAACUAGAGUACCAAAAAUCUCCCCUUACAACCCAAGUGGACAAGAAAGAUGCCACCUAUUCUUUGGGCGAGAAACUAACAAUGGACAUACCUUCAGGUAUGGGCAGCAGUAUUCCAAAUGUUACUUCAUACCCUUCCUCUUUCCCUGAGCCCACAAAACCAGACAAAGCCAAUGGGUCUGCAGAAGUCAGUGUGAAUGCACCAAAGACUUUUGGUGGAACCAGCAACAUGAGGGAAAACGUACCAAAUGUAGAGAUAAAAGGCCAACAAUUUGACACCAAAAAAUUUAGGACCCCAAGUGAAUGGGAGAUGCUACAGCAACGAGACAUCUACCCAGAGGCAUCACCACCUCAUUAUCGUCAUGAGGAUGAGUAUGAAGAAGAAGAAGAGACAGAGUCGGAGCACCCAGCCCGUCCUCUUUCCCUCUCAUCCACAGACCAACCAUUACAAUCCUCCUAUCACACUGACGACCUAAGCAGACGAGGUGACAACUCCGACCAUCCUUCAGAUGUUGGUAUUCAUCCACAUUCAUCCACGGCUUCCCCAGGUUAUUCAUCCUGUGAGUACAAGCAGAGGAGGGGAGACACAUCUCCAUCCUUCAUCAACCCAAGCUUGUGUCACCUUUCAAGUGACGAGGAGAGCGAGGAACAGACAAGUCAUGCAUCUGAUCAACAGCAGCCUUCUGGCAAGACGAGAUCCCACAAACAGACUUGCCACCAUUCUCGUAGUCAGCAUGGCGAGGACAGCGAAUUGCAGAACUUCUCUGGAGCCAUGGCUGCUGGUAUUGGUGCCAGUGGAGAGGACACACCUCCAACCUCAGUCAGUGAACAGUUACAUUCCCAAUCAGGUUCUGAUGUUCCACCAAUCACAGCAGAAGGAAACAUUGAAUCUGACGAGGAUGCGGAUUACCUGCCUGUUGAUAAAUCAUCUGGAACUUGUGGGGGAAAACAUUACUCUAGGUCACCUGAAAAAAAUCCUGAUCCCAUCCCCUCACCAAUGAUGGACCCUGCCCCUUAUCCCCCUCACCCUGAUGUGUGUAUGGUAGAUCCUGAAGCUCUGCCAAGUCUAACAGACAAACCGCUUAAGAAAGAUACCAAAACAAAGGGCUUACGUAAAUCAGGCAAGACAAAGUCCUCAUCUCCGGCUAGGAAGCCUGAUGCCAGGCGGAAGAAGUCCCCAUCCAAGGAACCCUCCACUCACACCACAGCUCUUAAGAAGAAGGACAUAGAGGACGAUCUGUCAAGGUCAAGCCACAACACUGGCAAAGGGCUCGUCAAUGGUUUUAAGAACAUUGCAGGUUCAAAUUAUGCUAAAUUCAGCACGUCUGUGCCACCUGGUCCUCCUAUUUAUGUGGAUCUGGCCUACAUUCCCAAUCACUGCAGUACUAAAAAUGUGGACCAGGAAUUCUUCAAACGUGUUCGUUCUGCAUAUUAUGUAGUGAGUGGAAACGACUCCAGCAGUGGAGAGCCGAGCCGUAGUGUACUAGAUGCCUUGCUAGAGGGAAAGGCACAGUGGGGAUCCAAUCUACAGGUGACAUUGAUACCUACUCAUGACACAGAAGUGACCCGUGAUUGGUACCAACAGACCCAUGAGAAACAGCAGGAGCUGAACAUCAUGGUCUUGGCCAGCAGCAGCACAGUAGUAAUGCAAGAUGAGUCGUUCCCAGCCUGCAAAAUAGAGUUCUAAAUACAACAUGGCUCCCAGGUUCACAUCUUUACUCUCAAAUGGUGCUGUAACUUUUGAGCUACUGGUUAUUUGGCUGUGCUGCAGAGAUGUUCUGCCUGACAUGGGGAAACCCAGAUGUGACUACGCUGUACCACAGAGAGAAAGAGAGAAACAAACAAACAAACAUGUACCAGACUGCAGACUGCCAGAUCAAGUGACUAGACCACUGAUCACAUUUUAUAUUCAAGAUUUGUAAGUGUCCGUGUGAUUCUCUUUUUUUUUUUUAAGACUAAAUGUUUAAAAACAAAAUGAGAAAUGGUCAUGAUGUGCUGUGCAAAACAUCCCUUAGUUGCAUUCCAUUGAGCCUAGCUAUUUAAUGCAUGUGAUCUUAAGUUUGAACGUACAUGUAAUAGUUCAGAGUUAUAUUAAAUAAAGUGCGAUUUUAAAAUAUAUACUGUAUAUUUAAAUGCUAAUAGUCUCAAUUUUACUGAAAGGCACAUAUAAUCAUGCAGUGCUAUCAUUUCCAGGUUGCAGUGUUUAAAAAAAAAUAAAAAUAAAAAGGUGUGUACUUUGAUUUCUUUUUUUUCGCUCUCAUUUUUCAAAAUGUUUUUUUCUCUCUCUUUUCAUGUGCAAUACUCUGUAUCUUUAAGCUCACUAAAUGAGUGUCUACAAAUAUGUUGUAGAAAGUUAAACCUGAUAAUCACUAAUAAAAUAUGUUAAUGGAAACUAUAAACAA
Myxocyprinus asiaticus (Chinese sucker) is the source of this 8652-nucleotide messenger RNA. Its product is annotated as microtubule-associated protein 1A-like. Gene Ontology annotation, molecular function: actin binding; microtubule binding. NCBI's taxonomy places the organism in Eukaryota, Metazoa, Chordata, Actinopteri, Cypriniformes, Catostomidae. Gene Ontology annotation, cellular component: dendrite; synapse; microtubule associated complex. Gene Ontology annotation, biological process: microtubule cytoskeleton organization; dendrite development; axonogenesis. The record is from RefSeq and is a predicted model, not a curated record.